CAGGAUAGCGCGGCUGCUCUCGCUCCAUCCAUCCAUCAGUUGUAUGUGUCGUUAGCUCCGCAGCUAGCCGCAGCUCAGCAGGCCCAGCGGCCGGCCGGCGCAUCCACAGCUUCCAGCCAUGGCGUUGGUUACUCUGCAGCGGUCCCCGACCCCGAGCGCCGCAUCCACCGCCAGCACAGCCACCACGACCGCAGGGGAGGAUUUUGGGAGUGAAGAUGAACGGCGAAUAAAUCAGAGCCUGAGUGAGAGCUUCUUCAUGGUGAAGGGUGCUGCUCUCUUCCUGCAGCAGGGGAGCAGUCACCAGGGCCAGAAAGCACAUCCUCACCACAAACAUGCAGGUGACUUACCUCAACACUUGCAGGUGAUGAUAAACAUUCUUCGCUCGGAGGACAGAAUCAAACUGGCGGUGCGGCUGGAGAGUGCGUGGUCAGAUCGUGUGCGGUACAUGGUGGUGGUAUACACCAAUGGGCGACAAGACACAGAGGAGAACAUCCUACUGGGAAUUGACUUUACAAGCAAAGACUGCAAAAGCUGUUCGAUCGGCAUGGUGCUACCUCUGUGGAGCGACACAAAGAUCCAUCUUGAUGGAGAUGGGGGCUUCACUGUGAACACAGCAAGUCGGACUCAUGUCUUCAAACCCGUGUCAGUGCAGGCUAUGUGGUCAGCCCUGCAGGUGAUGCACAAGGCAUGCGAGGUGUCACGCAGGUAUAACUACUUCCCUGGAGGCAUGGCUCUCACCUGGAUGGGCUACUACGAGAGCUGCAUAGCUUCAGACCAGAGCUGCAUCAACGAGUGGAACGCCAUGAAAGACUUGGAGACAACACGGCCAGACUCACCCACCAUGUUCGUUGACAAACCUUCAGAGAGAGAGAGGACAGAGUGCCUUAUUAAAGCCAAACUCAGAAGCAUUAUGACGUGCCAGGACCUCGAGAACGUCACCUGCAAACAGAUCCGUACAGAGUUGGAACAACACAUGAACUGUAACCUGAAGGAGUACAAAGAGUUCAUCGACAACGAGAUGCUGCUGAUCCUUGGCCAGAUGGACAAAGCCACGCUCAUCUUUGACCACGUCUACCUGGGAUCCGAAUGGAAUGCGUCUAAUUUGGAGGAACUGCAAGAGUCUGGGGUGGGCUACAUCCUCAACGUUACCAGGGAGAUAGACAACUUCUUUCCAGGCACAUUCAGUUAUCACAACAUUCGCGUCUACGAUGAAGACGCCACUGACCUGCUGGCUCACUGGAAUGAGACGUACAACUUUAUUGUUAAAGCAAAAAAGAACCACUCCAAGUGUCUAGUUCACUGCAAGAUGGGUGUUAGUCGGUCUGCCUCCACCGUCAUUGCUUACGCCAUGAAGGAGUUCGGCUGGUCGCUAGAGAAGGCUUACAACUUUGUCAAGCAAAAGAGGAGCAUCACACGACCCAACGCAGGUUUCAUGAGGCAGCUGGCCGAGUACGAGGGCAUCCUGGACGCUAGUAAACAGCGUCACAACAAGCUGUGGCAUCCAGAUGGAGACUGUGAGAUGACGGAGGGGCAGCAGGGGUUUGGUCAGUGUUGUGGAGGGGAGGAGGGAGGCCACCUGACUCCAGAGCCAGGGAUGUCUCCCUGCUGUGAGGAGGCACUGGCUGAUAAGGGGGCUGCAUGUCCCUCCCCUCGCAGGGCUGUUGCACUGGAGAUUGACCCUGCCUAUAACAAUUACUAUUUCCGCCGGCUCUCAGACUCAGCGCUGGACAGUGAACCAUCAACGCCUGUGCGUGGCCCUCCCCUCCUCGGCAUGGAAAAGGUCUUUAUAGAGAUUGAGGAUGUGGAGCGAGACGCUCUGCUGGAUGACGAGGCCUUUGAUGGCCGCGAAGGCCUGCCGCUCCCCCACUUCGGGCCUACAGGAGAGGGGACCGCUGCCCAGACAAGCUCUCGGGGCCCUGAGCCCCUGGAGGAGCUGCGUCUGAGGCUGGAGUUCAGCACAGUGGAGGAGGAGGAUGAGGAAGAGGUGCAAAAGGAGGAGGCAGAGAUGGAGGUGCUCAUGCAACCAGAUGAUGGAGGGGGUGGGGAAGGAGGGGGAGGAGAAGAAACACAAGAUGUGGAGGUAGAAGGGGAUGCAGAGGGUAAUGGGAUGGACCUGGCAACCCUAAAUGAAAACUCCAACAAUAACAACCACAUGAGCGCUCCACAAAAACUCACUGAAAAAGCUUCCUCCCUCCCUCCUCCAGGUGAUGCUACCACACUGUUCUGGAGGGAUUCUAAGUCCAAGCUGAAAGAAAACUCUCCACCCCUUGUUUCUAAGCUUUGCCUUAACCCCAGUCCUCCUGCAGUCCCAAGUGCUUCAUUCCCACUGUCCCAUUCCUCUUCUGGAGGCCUCACGUCUUCAGUGGGACUGCUGCGCCCCUGUGGCCCUCUGUGUGACUGUGCCAACUGUGCUGCGUCCCCGCCCACAGCUCUACUUGACAAAGACAAGCAGCCAGGAGACUCACUGCAUUUACCAGGGCUGAAGGACGAUGAUGACUUGUUGGAAGUAGAGGCUGAGAGUCAGAAAAGUAAAUCUGCAGCUGCCUCUGAGGCUCUCCCCAAGCUGAUGAGAAUGGAGUUGGAGGAAGAGAAGCUUGCAGUGGCUUGCCACAUUGGCCAACAACAGGAGACGCUGUUGCAGCUGCAGAAGUCUGGGCUGGUCCGCCGGCGUGCAGAGAGACUAGAAAGACUUUCAGGUUUAUCCGAGGAGAACUUGCUCUCUCUGAAGCCUUUGCACGCAUGCCAAAGCUCCAAAAACAGCCCUUUUCACACUGAGGAGGAACAGGAGUUCUCCGGCUUCCCUAAAUCUUCUACACCAUGCCAAGUGCGGUUAGAUCCACUGGUGGUGCCACUGACCAAUGAAGCCUUGUUGGGGGUGGUGGGGUCUGGGCUGCUCACACCCACCUCCUCGCCCCAUGGCUCCACCCUGACACGCAGCUCCAGCAGCGACAGUCUGCGCAGCGUGAGAGGGAAACCUGGCCUCGUGCGUCAGAGGGCGCAGGAGAUCGAGACCCGCAUGCGCCUGGCAGGCCUAACGGUGCCCUCGAGGCUGAAGCGGUCCAACUCGCUGGCCAAGUUGGGCAGCCUCAACUUCUCCUCGGAGGACCUGUGUUCCGCCUGCUCCUCAGACGCAGGAACACUACUGCUCCUCUCACUGUCCCCUGAGCCAGACCCCGGCCUGGAGUGGGACUCCUCCACCACCUCUCCUCUGCCCCGGCCCUGCAAGGACACUCCAGAGAGAGCACUACCAGGUGAGCCCAGAAGCUGACACAUCAAGUGGAGGUCAUAAACACUCCACCCAUCCCCUCAUCUGUCACCCUACAGGGCUGGAGAGUCGAGUCAAAGAAAACUAAUCAAAACAAAAAAAACAAUGCCAACUGUUGUUAGGAGGAGUGUACGCUCUCCUUUGCCACAUUGUUUCUCAAACUGCUGUACACAGUGAUGAAAGUCAUAUUGCUGUAUCUGACAAGUGUGUAAAGCCAUCAGUUCACCUCUAACUUGGUUUGAUUCACAGACAAACAAGUGCCUUACCUAUGAGACCAGAGGCACAGAGCUGUGUGUUAGACUGCAGGAUGAGACAGUAUUCUAUAACCUUUAACUUCACAGCUGUUAGUACCUGAUAUGUACCAAAUUAUGGUAUCCAUUGGCACUUAGAUUAUUUUUACUGGUACAAAGUGGUAGCCUACAUUGAUGAACUUCCCGCAGUGGAGCUCCACAGAAAGCAAAGUGUUAAUAAAUGUAGAGUUGUUUACCGCACAGUUUAUGUUUUAGAUGCUAGAGGGUUGUAAAAUUAAUGGUUACCUCAUGUUGCAUUCACAGAGCUCUUUCUCAGAUGAACACCGGGCUAGAGUUUAAUUCAGUUCAUUUGCUGAUGUCGACUUAAAGUGAGAAAAUCAGUUUCGAGGUGUCUGUUUAUGCAUUAAUGCGUGACUUUAUGUGUGUGUGAGUGAGUGAAUGGGAUCAGAGUGACAAGAGAAGGUUGUGACUUUGUUUUGCCAGAGGCAUGCUCACUGUUUUCAACAAACACAACAGAAACAUUUCUGCGUUUGUUGUUCCUUUGCACUGCUUUUUUUUAUUGAGUGAAUACUGGUACGCAAGCAAGCUAUCUUCCAAAAUAACAUCAGAGUAAUGUUAUUGACCUCAUCAUUCCCUACAAUGUUCGUGGGAGAGCAGAGUGAGGAGUCACGCUGCAUGGCUUAAAGUCAUAAUACAGACGCGUAGUGUGACAGAAACUGAGGAUUUAUGGCUGUCAAAACAUAUAAUGUGUGUAAGGCUAAUGUUAUCUGAACAUUUUGACAAUAUAUGAACAUAAAACAUUUUCAUCCAAAACCUUCUUUACCUUAAAUCAGCUCGUCCUUGAGGGUUGCCAACAUUUUAAACUCAUUUGUGCUUUUUUAAAAUGUGAAAGACCAAAGUUCUUUGGCUGUCUCGAUAAAAUUGGAAACACCAUUGAAGCUGUACAAAAUAUGUGAACCAUAAAUGUCAAUCAAUCAUGUGCGUAUUUAAAUGCUGUCACAUCUUUUUUGCACCUUUUGGGAGGAACGAAAGAGACUCUGCGAAGUCAUCGGGCUCAUAGCUGUUCAGCUUUUAUGCUCAAAUCAUAGGUGAGCUUUCAAAAGCUUUUGUCACACUGACUCGACAACGAUCACAAUAGGUUACUUCACAGUUUUGUAACCAUUUUCUUUUUAUAUUUAAGUAUGCAGUAACUUUUGUACUGUACAUUGCUGUAGUUUGAAUGCAUAUUGCACUUUUUAUGUUGGUCAAAAUAAUGUACUGUACGUGU
Molecule: messenger RNA, 4783 nt
Organism: Plectropomus leopardus (leopard coralgrouper)
Lineage: Eukaryota; Metazoa; Chordata; Actinopteri; Perciformes; Serranidae
Product: protein phosphatase Slingshot homolog 1
Biological process (GO): negative regulation of actin filament polymerization; protein dephosphorylation
Molecular function (GO): actin binding; phosphatase activity
Source: RefSeq, a predicted model, not a curated record